Molecule: messenger RNA, 2035 nt
Organism: Vigna unguiculata (cowpea)
Lineage: Eukaryota; Viridiplantae; Streptophyta; Magnoliopsida; Fabales; Fabaceae
Source: RefSeq, a predicted model, not a curated record
ACUCAGUUCAUUUACAAAUUGCUGUUUAUUAAAGGAUAGAAUAUGUUUUUGAUUGUUGUCCAUAAUUUUCAAUGUAGUUGUUAGAAUUAUUACCUAUACCUAUUGUAUCAUUAACCCUAUGUGUAGGGGGUUGAGUGUGGGAAACUACCUACUGCCAUAUCUACUGUUGCAUGUAAUCAUGCCUAGUAUCUUAGAGUAGUCUUUUCAUAUCUUUUCAUAUGUACGUGCUUGCUUCAUUAUAAAUAGAAGAGGAAGAGAGUGGAACUGUUGUCCACUACUCAUAUUUUAAAGUCUCAGUCUCAAGUUGGUAUCAGAGCGGGUCGAUCCCGCUCUGGUUUCCGUCUGGUCUGUCCAUUGGCACUUGUUGCCAUCGUCCGCGGCUGUCCGCCGCUAUUCGUCACUGUUAAUCACCGUCUGCAGCUGUUCACUGCCAUAAAACACUAUCCAAAGCUACCCACUGUCACUGUUCACAAAACCGUCGCUGUCUGUCACUGUUCCGCCGCAGUCCGCCACUGUUCGCCGCCGGCCGCCGUCUCCGGCCACCUCAGUUUUCGCCGGCGACCACUGGAUCUGGAGCGCCUCUCCGAGCGACAGCCAACCCCACCGGUGCCGGAACCAGCCUCCCGUCGACGCGCCGCCACGCGCCGCUUCUCUCUCCGCUGCGAACAGGCGCGUGCAGCCCACGCGCCGCCUUCUGCUGCUCGGAACCUCACGGCGCCACCUCCGUAGCUCUCGCCGGAGUCUUCUGCUGCUGUUCCAACCCUCAAAACUCCGAUUCAGUAAGGUCCAGACGUCACCAUUGCGGACAUCUCCCUCAGUCGUUUAAAAAUCUCCACUGUUUUUUUGCGUUUCUGCGUUUCUGCUCUCUGUUUUUUUGUUCCCUUGAUCAGAAAUGGCCUCUGGAAGUGUUAUUUCAUUCUCUGGAAGUCCUUCCAUUACUUCCGAGAAGCUAGAUGGACAAAAUUACCUCUCUUGGUCCGCUGCUGUCGAGAUGUGGUUCCUUGGUCAAGGACAUCAUGACCACCUUGAGAAAGACGGAAGCCAUGUGCCUCGAGAAAAAGCCGAACAGUGGAAGCAAGCAGAUUUUCAAUUGUGUGCCUUGUUGUGGCAAUCCGUGGAGCCGAGACUAUUAAUGUCUCUUAGGGCAUUCAAAACAUGUCACUCGUUUUGGAAGAGGACUCAGAAUAUCUAUGCCAACGAUAUCCAACGCCUAUAUGAUUCGGCGGACAAGUUGGCAUCUCUGAAAAUGACCAAUCAUGACAUGAUCUCCUUCAUGAAUGAAGCACAAUCAGCCGUGGAAGACCUGCGGAUGUUUCUCGAAGUCGACGCUUCAGAUGAAAUGAAGAAGAAGCUGGACAAAUACUAUAUGGUGAUGAUUCUUCGCGCCAUUCAUCCAGACUUCAAUCACAUUAGAGAUCAACUGUUGACCUCUCAUGAGGUCCCUUCCAUGGACACCCUGAUCCAGCGUAUGAUUCGUGUCCCGAAAGUCCCAACACUUGAAAUUCAAGAAUCUCAUGCUCGAGUAGAUUCAUCUGUUAUGGCCGCUACUCGAGGAAGAGGAGGACGUGGACCUAGAGGAGGUGGACGUGGAGGCCGUGGACGUCUUCAAUGCACGUAUUGCAAGAGGAUGGGUCACACUCAAGAAAACUGUUACUCCUUACAUGGAUUUCCUGCCAAAACAGCCAAUGUCUCCCAGGCAGAGACUACUGACUCCAAGUUCACUGAGGACGAGUAUCAAGAGUACCUACGCCUCAAAUCCAACAGCUUGGCACAGUCAUCUCAAGCUCCAAGUACAUCAACUGUUUGCAUCUCCCAAUCCAUGGAAGGUCACAAUUCAUGGGUAAUUGACUCUGGUGCUUCUGAUCACAUUUCUGGAGCGUGGCUCGGGGAGACGGAUUGGAGAAGGAUAUGAAGCGGGCGGAUUAUACCAUUUUGGAUCUCGUCCACGUGUGUCAUGUGUUGCAGCCCCCAAUCCUAAAAUGUUACAUGAUCGGCUUGGUCACCCUCACCUGUCCAAGUUAAAGAAAAUGUUUCC